Pseudopodoces humilis (Tibetan ground-tit) is the source of this 6898-nucleotide messenger RNA. Lineage: Eukaryota; Metazoa; Chordata; Aves; Passeriformes; Paridae. The record is from RefSeq and is a predicted model, not a curated record.
UUUUUAUCCUUUAGCUGAGUCUGGGCUCUCCUUUCAUUUUCUGAUUUUUUUUUUUUCUUCCUUGGGUGGGGGUGGUGUCUGGGGCUUUGGGCGGUAGCGGCGGUGGCUCCCACUGCCGGCGCCGCCGCUGCUCGCCCGCGCUCCCUCAGUGCGCUGCGAGCGGAGAGAUCCCGGUUCCCGUGCCCACACAGCUCCCGGAGCGCCCUGCUGAGGUGAGGUGACUCGGACGCGUUCGUAGAGCCCAGUUCCGUGUGGUGAUGGUGAUUUUGUUCCGUCUGGUUAACUGUGAAGACCCGGAGUUUGGAGAAACCGAGGUGGUUUCUGCAGUUAAAGUUUACAAACUGUUCUGCCUGUAAAUAGACCGGCUUUUCUCGAUCUCGACUUCUCACCGCGGCAUGUCGUAAUUCAGAAAAUAAAAUGAGGCUGAGAUGGCUGAGGGCUAGCGGGGCGCAUUCGGGACCGUGAUGGCUCAGUUUCCCGCAGCCAUGAAUGGAGGGCCAAAUAUAUGGGCCAUCACCUCCGAAGAGCGGGCCAAGCAUGACAAGCAGUUUGAUAGCCUUAAACCCACGGGAGGUUACAUCACAGGUGAUCAAGCACGUAACUUUUUUUUGCAAUCGGGUCUGCCAUCUUCAAUCCUUGCUCAAAUAUGGACACUCUCGGACCUGAACAGGGAUGGAAAAAUGGAUCAACUGGAGUUCUCUAUAGCCAUGAAACUCAUCAAGCUGAAAUUGCAAGGACAGAACUUGCCUUCAGUUCUCCCUCCUGUCAUGAAACAAACUCCAGGGUUUUCACCACUAAUGUCAGCUCGCUUUGGAAUGGGUAGUAUGCCAAAUCUGUCCAUGCCAACGUCUGUGUCUGCGAUCACACCAUUAGCUCCUAUGUCUCUGACCUCCAUGACUUCCAUUCCUCCUUUGGUUAUCUCUGCUCCCCUGGUGCCUUCUGUCAGUACCUCCUCGUUGCCAAAUGGAACAUCCAGCCUUCUACAGCCUUUAUCCGUACCUUUUUCCUCAACUCUGCCUCAUACUGGUUCUUUAGGCCCCAUGGCAGGAGGAUUUGGUGGUUCCAGUAUGCAGAAGGCACAGUCACUAAUUGAUUUAGGAUCUAGCAGUGCAUCACUAGCUGGGAAUUCACCAAAGAUUACGUCCUCAGACUGGGCAGUUCCUCAGGCCUCCAGAUUAAAAUACAGACAGAAAUUUAACAGUCUUGAUAAAAGUAUGAGUGGAUAUUUAUCAGGAUUUCAAGCAAGGAAUGCCCUUCUGCAAUCAAAUCUUUCGCAGACUCAGCUGGCUACUAUUUGGUCCUUGGCUGAUAUAGAUGGAGAUGGGCAGCUGAAGGCUGAUGAGUUUGUGUUGGCCAUGCACCUCACAGACAUGGCCAAAGCUGGGCAGCCACUGCCCCUGACUCUGCCCCUUGAGCUGGUGCCACCUUCUUUCAGGAGUGGAAAAUAUACUGAAAAUAUAAAUGGAACUCUGCCAUCUUACCAGGCUGUACAAGAGGAGGAGCCACAGAAAAAACAGCCAGUGACAUUUGAGGACAAAAGGAAAGCCAACUAUGAGAGGGGAAAUAUGGAGCUGGAAAAACGCCGACAGGUCCUGCUGGAGCAGCAGCAGAGAGAGGCUGAAAGAAAGGCUCAGAAAGAACGGGAAGAACAGGAGCGAAGAGAGAGGGAACGCCAGGAGCAGGAACGGAAGAGGCAACUGGAGAUGGAAAGGCAGCUGGAGAGACAACGAGAGCUGGAGAGACAAAGGGAAGAAGAAAGGAGGAAAGAAAUAGAAAGGCGGGAGGCAGCAAAGCAGGAGCUCGAGCGCCAGCGACGACUGGAGUGGGAGAGGAUCCGUCACCAAGAACUUCUUAAUAAGCGUAACAGGGAACAAGAAGAAAUUGUCAAGUUGACCUCUAAAAAGAAGAGCCUUAAUCUUGAAUUAGAAGCCCUGACUGACAAACAUCAGCAGAUCUCAGACAGGUUGCAGGAUAUUCGUAGCAAAAAGCAAAUGCGAAAAACUGAGCUGGAGGCCUUGGAUAGGAAGUAUGACCAAGGAAUCAUGGAAAUCAAGCAACUACAGCAACAGCUUGAGGAUUAUCAGAACAAACUGAUCUAUUUGGUUCCUGAAAAGCAAUUGUUAAAUGAAAGGAUAAAGAAUGCUCAACUUGAAAACACACAGAGUACAGGAGUCAAUUCAGUGCACAAGAAGUCCCAAGAAAAGGAAGAAUUAUGCCAAAGACUUAAAGAACAGCUAGAUGCCCUUGAGAAGGAAACUGCUUCUAAACUUGCUGAAAUGGAUGAAUUUAACCGUCAGCUUAAGUGUGAGAAUAUGGAUGAUUCUGUUCUUCAGUGCCUUUUGUCUCUGCUAAGCUGUCUCAACAACCUCUUCCUCUUACUUAAGGACCUGAGGGAAAGUUACAGCACACAGCAAUUAGCCUUGGAGCAACUCCACAGGAUCAAACAGGACAAAAUAAGAGAGGUACAAAAAGGAAGAGCUGAACUUGCACAGAAGAAGCGACUGGAAGAUGAGGCUGCAAGGAAAGCAAAACGGGAGAAGGAGAACCGAUGGCAGGAAAAUAUCCGAAGGGAAGAGGAAGAGAAAAAGAAGCGACUGGAGGAAGAACGAAUGCAGGAAAAAGUCCAGGAAAAGCUGAAAGCUGAAGAAGCCGCUGCCAUGAUGAGAGAGAGGGAAAACAAAAAACAGCUUCUUGCAGAGGAGGAGAAAAACAGACAAGCCACGAUCUUGAGGGACGUGGAACAACAAAGGCAGAAGCAACUGGAAGAAGAUAAAAGAAAGCAAGAACAAAUAGCAAAAGAAGCUGAGGAGAGGCGCAAGCAGAACGAGGAGAUAAAAAAGAUAAAAGAAGCAACCAACUUUCAAGAGGUGGAUAAACACACUUCUAAAAUAAACAUAAAUGAAAAGUUUGCAGAUCUGUUGAAGCCAACAGAGGGGAAAAGUCUUAAGCCACCCUGGAAAAAUGAAGGCAAUGCAGUUGGUGCUGCAGAGUCGAGGAAUUCCAUUGCUUUGGUAAAUUACAGAGCUUUGUAUCCAUUUGAGGCAAGGAACCAUGAUGAGAUGAGCUUUAAUACUGGAGAUGUAAUUCAGGUUGAUGAAAAAACUGUGGGAGAGCCUGGUUGGCUUUAUGGGAGUUUUCAAGGACAUUUUGGUUGGUUUCCGUGCAAUUAUGUAGAAAAAAUACCAGAAGGAGAAAAAGCUUUAUCUCCUAAGAAAGCCUUACUUCCUCCUACAGUAUCUUUAUCUACUACCUCAGCUGCUUCAGAACCACUUUCACCAAGUAAAUCUGCAGAAGAAUCUGAUUACCAAAAUAUCCCCUUUUCCAGCCUGAAUGUUAACACAGCCUGGCAGCAGAAAUCAGCUUUUACUCGCACUGUUUCCCCUGGAUCUGUUUCACCCAUUCAUGGACAGGGGCAGCCUGUAGAGAACCUAAAAGCACAAGCACUUUGCUCUUGGACUGCAAAAAAAGAUAACCACUUGAAUUUUUCAAAGAAUGACAUCAUCACUGUCCUGGAGCAGCAGGAGAACUGGUGGUUUGGAGAGGUACAUGGAGGAAGGGGUUGGUUUCCAAAGUCCUAUGUCAAGCUCUUACCUGGGAGUGAAACCAAGAAAGAGGAACCAGAAGCUAUUUAUGCAGCUGUAAACAAAAGGCCUAAUACCCAGAGUUACCCAGCAGGAGAGGAGUAUGUUGCCCUCUACCCGUACUCAAGCUCUGAGCCUGGUGAUUUGACAUUCAUGGAAGGUGAGGAGAUCCUGGUGACCCAGAAGGAAGGGGAGUGGUGGACUGGGAGCAUCGAUAACAGAACUGGAAUCUUCCCCUCCAAUUACGUCAGACCAAAAGAUCCAGAUGCUUCUAGCUAUGCUGGCAAAACUGGAACAAUAAAUAAGAAACCCGAAAUCGCUCAGGUUACUACUGCCUACGCUGCAUCAGGAACUGAACAGCUCAGUCUCGCUCCAGGACAGCUGAUACUUAUUUUGAAGAAAAAUGCCAGUGGAUGGUGGCAAGGAGAGUUGCAGGCAAGAGGGAAAAAGAGACAGAAGGGAUGGUUCCCUGCCAGCCAUGUGAAACUGCUGGGUCCAAGCAGUGAAAGAACCACAUCAGCUGCUCCCUCAGUGUGCCAGGUGAUAGCCAUGUACGAUUACACGGCAAACAAUGAGGACGAGCUCAGUUUCUCCAAGGGGCAGCUGAUUAAUGUGCUGAACAAAGAUGAUGCUGACUGGUGGCAAGGAGAAAUCAAUGGUGUGACAGGUCUCUUCCCCUCAAACUACGUGAAGAUGACCACAGAUUCCGAUCCAAGUCAGCAAUGGUGUGCUGAUCUCCAGAGCCUUGACACCAUGCAGCCCAUGGAAAGGAAGAGGCAGGGCUACAUUCACGAGCUCAUUCAGACAGAAGAGAGGUACAUGGAUGAUCUGCAGCUCGUUGUAGAGGUUUUCCAAAAACCAAUGGCUGGUUCAGGCUGUCUCACAGAAGGAGAAAUGGGGCUGAUCUUUGUUAACUGGAAGGAAGUCAUCAUGUCAAAUACAAAGUUACUGAAAGCCUUGCGGGUGCGUAAGAAAACGGGAGGUGAGAAGAUGCCGGUGCAGAUGAUUGGGGACAUCCUGGCAGCAGAGCUGUCCCACAUGCAGGCCUACAUUCGGUUCUGCAGCUGCCAGCUCAACGGAGCGUCCCUGCUGCAGCAGAAAACUGAUGAAGAUGCCGAUUUCAAAGACUACUUAAAGAAACUUGCCCUGGACCCUCGCUGCAAAGGAAUGCCCCUCUCCAGCUUCCUCCUGAAACCCAUGCAAAGGAUAACACGCUACCCUCUGCUCAUAAAGAGUAUUCUAGAGAACACUCCAGAGAGCCACCCAGAUCACAGUAACCUCCGGCUCGCCCUGGAGCGUGCGGAGGAGUUGUGCUCCCAGGUGAACGAGGGUGUGCGCGAGAAGGAGAACUCGGACAGGCUGGAAUGGAUCCAGGCCCAUGUCCAAUGUGAAGGCCUUGCUGAGCAACCCGUGUUCAACUCCCUCACAAACUGCUUGGGACCACGGAAGCUCCUGCACAGUGGGAAGCUGUACAAGGCCAAGAGCAGUAAGGAGCUGUAUGGAUUCCUUUUCAAUGACUUCCUGCUGCUCACCUACAUGGUUAAACAGUUUGUGUCUUCUGGAUCUGAUAAAUUGUUCAGCCCCAAAUCCAACUCCCAGUUCAAAAUGUACAAAAUGCCCGUUUUCCUUAAUGAAGUCCUUGUGAAGCUUCCCACAGACCCUUCAAGUGAUGAGCCAGUUUUUCACAUAUCACACAUUGACAGAGUUUACACACUUAAAACUGACAACAUUAAUGAGCGGACUGCCUGGGUCCAGAAAAUCAAAGCAGCAUCAGAGCAAUACAUUGAAACGGAGAAGAAGAAACGUGAAAAGGCUUAUCAAGCUCGUUCACAGAAAACCUCAGGAAUAGGACGCUUGAUGGUGCACGUGAUUGAAGCAACGGAACUAAAGGCCUGUAAGCCCAAUGGGAAGAGCAACCCAUACUGUGAGAUCAGCAUGGGCUCACAGAGCUACACUACCAGGACCCUGCAGGACACCCUGAACCCCAAGUGGAACUUCAACUGCCAGUUCUUCAUCAAGGAUCUGUAUCAGGAUGUCCUGUGUAUCACCAUGUUUGACAGGGAUCAGUUCUCACCCGAUGAUUUUUUGGGUCGCACUGAAGUUCCAGUAGCAAAAAUCAGAACAGAACAAGAGAGCAAAGGCCCCACAACUAAACACUUACUGCUGCAUGAAGUUCCAACAGGAGAAGUGUGGGUGCGCUUUGACCUGCAGCUGUUCGAUCAGAAAACACUCCUCUAAGAACACUUUUUUUUUUAAUUUAUGAAGGACAACUGAAGCUAACAGCCUGAACAGCUUUUGGUAAAAGAUUUUUUUUGUCCCAUGCUGCUUAUUAAGCAAGAAUUCCUGCUGCUUCUGUAUUUCCUCUUAGUUCCUGGUUGCGCUUAGUUCCUUGCAGUGUUCCAAGUUGUUGUUGAUCUAUGCAAACACAAAUGUUACUGUAAAUACAGUACUAUAGCUCAGUGCCUUUUUAUUAUGUUGGAAUUUCUUGGGUUUGGAUGCCAAUGUUUCCAUUUUCAGGGCCAUAAAAAGUAUUACAUAGAAAUGUGGCACCAAGCUGUUUGUAUAUUUUACCACUUAGUCUGACAGACAGACUGAGGAAUGGUUUAAGCUGAGCACUAGAAUCAUUCCAUUUGAAAUCUUAAAAGUGAUAUCCACUGGAAUUUCCCCAUCUCAGGAUGAUAGUUUUAACGGUUAAAUGCUGAAGAAGCCUUAGCACUGGAGAAGUCUCCAAUAUAUUGUAUAUUCUUUUAAGAAUCAAGUGUAGUUCUUUACUUGACUUUAGUUUUGCACUGGAAUCAGUAACUGCUACUUGAUUUUUCUUUUUGCUUCAAUUUGAUUUAUUCUUUGCUGAGACAAUGUGGUUGUGAAGAAUAACUAGAAAAAAAUAUUUUAAAUACUGUGACCCACAACAAUGUGGCAAAACACUCUUCAGCUCUUUGGGUUCCUAAAUAUAAGUUAUUUGUGUACAUUUCCUUGGUCUUCCAGACCUCCAUGUGAAUCUUGAAGCUUUGACAUUGCCAACAUGUAUAUAGAGAGUAAAAUAUAAGUUUAUUAAUUUGUCUACAGAUGUUUAUUGAUGCAUAGUGAUUUUUAAAAAGUAUAUUUUAUUGUACAGGGGAAUGUGAAACAAUGAGAAAAACUUACGGGAUUUGUUCAAGGAAAGUUUAUUACAAGUUUAAAAGGUUUGCUCUGGGGAACUGUCACCCCCUUAUAAACCUGUAAAAUUAACUGGUUGAAAGUAAAAACUUUCUCUUGGCACCAAAUCAGGGAUGGUUAAAAAAAAAAAAAAAAGGAAGUUUGUUUAUAAAUAUUUGAUA